AUGGAACUACCGACACGACUGGCCCACCGGUUACGAGAAAUACAACGGUUGCCCUAUGUUGUGGUCACGAAUCCACACCUUUCCAUGGUCUAUGAGUUAUACUACAAGUCUUUUGAGAGUUUUCGCCGCUUCCCCGUCAUACGGACCGUCGCGGACAACGAUGCCUUUUGCAAGGUCAUCAGCGAGAACCUGAAAGAGCACUUGUCGAUCAUACCUAGUCUUGUCGUCGGGGUUCUCGAGUGUCAAGAGUUGGUUUCUCCAGAUACUAUGGACAAUUUUGUUCAGGCCAUGUUGCGAGCUCGAAUCUCAAGGAGAGUCAUUGCCGAACAGCAUCUUGCGCUCACCGAGACAUAUAAUUCGCCAUGGCACGUGCCUCAACCAAGCUCUGAGAACGAAUUCGUCGGUGAGGUGUUACUACGCUGCAAUGCCAAAGAAGUUAUUGAGCGGUGCGGUCGUUUCACCAGAGAAAUGUGCAGGUCAUCGGCAACUUCGGAUACAAGUAUUCCCGAAAUUAGAAUUCAGGGUCAUACCAAUGCUACCUUUCCUUACGUGCUUAGCCAUCUCGAGUACAUCAUUGGGGAACUACUACGGAACUCAGUUCAAGCGGUCAUGCAACGGUUUCGAACGACGAAAAAGCCACCACCACCAAUCGAUGUCUUGAUUUGCGAAGCACCUCAGAAUGUGGUUAUUCGUAUUUCGGACCAAGGCGGAGGUAUUCCUCGUGAAAUCAUGCCAUUUCUCUGGUCAUUCAACAAAGGGCCCCGCAGUGCUUCCCGACUGGAGAAUUUCAGGGAUGUACCUACACUUGCCGGCACAAUGCAAGAAGUGCGAACAUCAGGAAAUCCUGCGUCCAAGGGAAGAAGUCGGGAUUCUUCCCUCAGUACGCUUGCAUCACGACCACCGGACUUCAGGCUAGGAAUGGGCCUACCCAUGAGUCGAGUGUAUGCCGAGUAUUGGGCUGGUGGUCUCGAGCUGCACAGUCUUGAGGGAUAUGGUGUCGAUGCAUUUCUGCAGAUUUCCAAGCUGGGCAACCAGAACGAGCAACUGACUUCUCGUGCGAGCAUGGAUGCUGUGUAA
This is a messenger RNA of Exophiala aquamarina CBS 119918, 1077 nucleotides long. RefSeq names its product serine/threonine protein kinase. The record is from RefSeq and is a predicted model, not a curated record. Gene Ontology annotation, cellular component: mitochondrion. Gene Ontology annotation, biological process: protein phosphorylation; regulation of glucose metabolic process. The transcript has 2 exons. Gene Ontology annotation, molecular function: pyruvate dehydrogenase (acetyl-transferring) kinase activity. NCBI's taxonomy places the organism in Eukaryota, Fungi, Ascomycota, Eurotiomycetes, Chaetothyriales, Herpotrichiellaceae. The coding region runs from base 1 to 1077 and encodes 358 amino acids.